This is a messenger RNA of Tricharina praecox, 1095 nucleotides long. RefSeq names its product BIG/ATPase V1 complex, subunit S1. The transcript is spliced from 3 exons. The record is from RefSeq and is a predicted model, not a curated record. Lineage: Eukaryota; Fungi; Ascomycota; Pezizomycetes; Pezizales; Pyronemataceae. Gene Ontology annotation, cellular component: endoplasmic reticulum membrane. Gene Ontology annotation, biological process: (1->6)-beta-D-glucan biosynthetic process; fungal-type cell wall biogenesis. Bases 17 to 925 code for a protein of 302 amino acids.
ACCAAACAUAUCAACAAUGCAGCCACGACUACUCUCGCUUGUUCUGGGGGCGCUGACCUUCACGCUCCCCACGCACGUCUCAGCCUUCUCCGACACCUCGCCCUACCUCCUGAUCUCCUCUGUAUCCACUAUCCCCGAAUCGCUACACUCACAUAGUAUUCUCUCCACUUCGUCAUUCUUCACCGCCACCAGCGAAGUAAUCCGCUCCUGCAAGGCAGACGCCUACGUCCUCGUCUCACAGCCCGGUAUCCAUGUCGAGGACGUCACCAUCGACAAGAACGCGGGAGUGCACUUGAAAGACCUCAUCGACGGCGUCGAUAAGUCCGGACGUUGGGUCGUCGAGAAUGUCUACGUAGACGAGAAGAAGGAUAUGGUUGCGGUUAUCGAGGCGCUGCAGGACGUGGUCGUGAAAUCGUGCGAUGCGCUGGUUGAGGGUGUUGAUGCGAAGACUGCAACAUUCAAAACCUUCGAUGGAGUAAAGCCGAAGGUCUUCCGCGUCGACUUCGACCGACUCCCCGCUAAUGGCGCGGCCCGCGCAAAGGCGGUGGAACAGAACGAUGCGUUCCUGCAUUCGGUCAUGGGAAUGCUGCCGACAAAGAAGUACACUAUCAUCUACGUGAGCUCGCCGGUUGGAGAGACUGUUGCUGCUGCGCCGGUGAAGUUCUUGACGCCCGCGAAGGAGCAAGCGGCGAGCUUGGAGCUGCGCUCAGCCGAGUUCGAGACCGAGGCCAAGAAUGCGACGCUUGUCAGAGGCGGGUUGUUUCACCGGUACCAGUUCUUUACGCCUGCCAUCUUCAUGGGGUACAUCGUCUUCUUCCUGAUGCUGGGAAUCUUGUAUGUGGGUGUGUCGGCGGUCAGUAGCAUUGGUGUUUCUUAUGGAUCCUUCGACAAGGAGAUGGGGCCGGGGGCGAAGAAGCAGCAGUAGAGAGAAGAUGUUAUGAUAGGAGCUUGAGCUUCGAAUAGGUAUUGCUUGUGUUUCUUUGGUAAUGGUUAGCAUUUCAUUUGCGUAUGUCUUUUCCCUACACGAGCUGUUUGUACAAUACAAUUCGUAUAUCCAUCACUGAUUGAGACUACGAUGCCAUGCGUGCGGCAGUU